Messenger RNA from Bombyx mandarina (wild silkworm), 2151 nucleotides. RefSeq names its product Ionotropic receptor 40a (gene Ir40a). Gene Ontology annotation, molecular function: ligand-gated monoatomic ion channel activity. Gene Ontology annotation, cellular component: membrane. NCBI's taxonomy places the organism in Eukaryota, Metazoa, Arthropoda, Insecta, Lepidoptera, Bombycidae. The record is from RefSeq and is a predicted model, not a curated record.
AUGAAGCCGUUUUUUCUCAUGCUGUUCUUGCUGUUGACAGAUGCUGAUUGUUUUUUUGAUAUAAAAGAAAUAAUCUCGGAUAAAAUGACGAAAUUACCAAAAGAUUUCAAUGUAGCCAUAAAAGAUAUAGCCGAAAGUUUGCCUUCUAAAGAAAUGACUGUGGUGAGAGGGAAUUCGACAAAUAUUAGAUCCCAAGAUGUAUUUGAGUUACUACGUUUGCUCUGCCAACAUAACAUUCAGGUUGUUAACCUUGAUAUAGCGGCUAUGGAAAAUAAGGAAAUGUACUACGGGUACCUGAAAAAAGCUUUAGACGUCUCAGACGAACGCACUAACUUAAUUUUGUGCGAACCGUAUGAAUGUGAGAACUUGCUUCUUGAGUUGAGGGAGAACAACUUGAUUCACCGAACGAUACUUUACAUAUUUUUCUGGCCAUACGGAUCGGUUAGCGACAGAUUCCUGAACUCGAUGGUGGAAGCAAUGAGAGUGGCCGUCAUCACAAAUCCCCGGGAGAGCGUGUUCCGAAUAUACUACAACCAAGCGACUCCCAACAGACUGAAUCAUCUAUCUUUGGUCAAUUGGUGGGCUUUUCGUUUAUACAAGUCACCUCUUUUACCUUCUGCUGAUAAAGUCUACAAGAACUUCAGAGGACGAGUUUUUGAUGUACCCGUUCUCCACGCUCCGCCGUGGCACUUCGUGAAAUACAACAACGACUCUUCCAUCAACGUGACAGGCGGACGCGAUGACAAACUACUGAAAUUGAUAGCUAAUAAAUUGAACUUCAGGUACAGAUAUUAUGAUCCCCCGGACCGAAGUCAGGGAUCUGGCAUAAUUGGGAAUGGAACUUUCAAAGGAACUCUCGGUCUUAUUUGGAAACGGCAAGCGGAUUUCUUCUUGGGGGACGUGACAAUGACUUGGGAGCGACUGCAGGCUGUCGAAUUUUCAUUCUUGACACUCGCAGAUUCUGGUGCCUUCUUAACCCAUGCCCCGGCCAAGCUAAGCGAGACCUUAGCCAUCAUUAGACCUUUUCGUUGGGAGGUUUGGCCAUUAGUAUGUGCGACUCUAUUCAUCACGGGCCCCGCGCUCUGGAUUGUGAUAGCAGCGCCGUCGCUAUGGCAACGGAAAAAACGUGAUCAGAUGGGACUACUUAACAACUGCUGUUGGUUCACAGUCACCCUGUUUUUGAGGCAAUCUUCGACCAAGGAACCGUCUAGCAACCACAAGGCACGCCUGGUAACCGUCCUCAUUUCGCUCGGUGCCACAUACGUGAUCGGCGACAUGUACUCAGCCAACCUCACUAGUUUACUGGCCAGGCCGGCUAAGGAACCACCGAUAGGGACUUUGCCCGCUUUGGAGGAGGCGAUGAGAGAACACGGAUAUGAACUGGUGGUGGAAAGUCAUAGUUCUUCAUUGAGUAUUUUGGAGAACGGAACCGGAGUAUACGGUCGUCUUGCUAAGCUGAUGAAAAGACAAAGGGUCCAGCGAGUUCACAACGUGGAAGCCGGAGUCAGACUCGUACUCAACAGGAGACGGGUCGCGGUGCUCGGCGGGCGAGAGACCCUUUACUAUGAUACUGAAAGAUUCGGUUCACAUAAUUUUCAUCUGAGUGAGAAGCUCUAUACGAGAUACUCGGCCAUCGCCUUUCAAAUAGGCAGUCCGUAUUUGGAGACUAUUAACAAUGUAGUAAUGACGUUAUUCGAAGCAGGCAUCCUCGGCAAAAUGACGACAGACGAAUACAAGAAUCUUCCAGAACAAUCCAGAAGAUCCGAACCAGUAACUGAGAGUGAAAAUUUAAGCACCGAAAAAACUGGAGAAACUGCCGCAGUCACUCAGGGUGGGGCAAUCCAAAAUGAAACUUCGAAAGGCUUAGAACCAGUGUCUUUGACAAUGCUACGUGGCGCCUUCUGUCUUCUUGGCAUUGGUCAUCUUCUCGCCGGCGUGACUCUCCUCAUUGAAAUUCAACUCUAUCGUCGCGCAAGAAAAAGGGCCUUACCACCACAAACUCGGAAUCCAACGAACACUUUCAUGGCAAAAGCAAAAAAGUGCAUCCUGAGAGGCUGGAGAAGAAUCAAGGCUGCCGCCAUUUUAGCUAUCGAUAGAGCUUUGGCCCCUGAUCGUGGCAUUGAUUAAAGUGUUUAAGGAGACAAAAAAAUA